Molecule: messenger RNA, 2520 nt
Organism: Cherax quadricarinatus
Lineage: Eukaryota; Metazoa; Arthropoda; Malacostraca; Decapoda; Parastacidae
Source: RefSeq, a predicted model, not a curated record
AUGACUGUGAAUGAUGAUGAUAUGGCCUUUCAGAUGAUUCCCCCAAGGUUGUCAUCGUCUCCGCCUCCCUUGGAUUCACUUCCCACUGUGACUUGUCCAGAAGAGGAGGAUGAUGAAGAAUUUGGGAACUUCUCAACUCAUAAUACUUCAUUUGAUAUCACAGGACUAUCUGAUAAGCUACCUCCUACCCCAGAUACCAGCCCUUCCAAAUUUCCAACAGUAGGACAUGUAAUAGGAAAAGUUUUACCUUCACUUGUGGAAGGAGUUAGAGAUGACACUAUAAGCCAAGAUUCAGGAGUGGGGAGUUCAAAUCAUCCAAAUGAAUUCUCUCCACAACCUCCAUUGGAUGAUCAUUCAUUUGGGGAUUUUUCAAGUUCUGUUCCUGAUGUUUCAAAGGUGAGUGUUGAACCAAGAAAUGAAGCAGGAAACUUGAAAAGCGAAGACGACGACUUUACUAAUUUUCAAGCAUUUAGUUCUGUUUCCAACAUACCACCGAGAGUUAAGGACUCAGAAUGUGCAACUAUCUCCUCAGAUAAUGGAAGUGGUGAACAUGAUCAUGUCAACAACUCUAGUCAAAUCUUCUCUGCAGUGCCUGAGUGCUAUGAGGGUAGUGGCAGAAGAUCUAGGAAUAGUUUUUCUAUGAUAGGCACUCCCCCACCUCUUGAUUAUGUGGCAAAUAGUGAGACUCUUGAUGAUGAAUUCUCUAGGUUUUCUCCAAAUCUUCCUACUGAUAAUGAUGAUUUUGGGGAUUUUAAAUAUAAUGAGAUGCCAGAUAUUACCAAUGGAGAAUUGCCUUUUGCAGAGAAAGUAAAUUGCAAUAAAAGUUCACCAGUACUUCAUAAAAAAGAAAGGUUUACCUUACAAGAUUCUGUGAAAAAUAAGGAAAGUGCCCCAUUAAACAUUAAAGAAAGUGUGUCAGCUAAUGUAAGUAUCAUUAAAAAUAUUACAAAUCAGAUGAAUAAUAUAGAUGAAAACAGUGGUUAUUCGAAAACUGAGACAGCGAAUGUCAUCAAUAAAAGUGUUCCUCCUGACUGUAUAAGCAUAGGUAAUGAAUUUAGUACCCAGGUUUCUAGAACUUUGGAUAAAAAUUUGAAUAUGGGAUAUGAAACUCAAAGUACUGUGACUACCAAUCGGAAAGAUGGCAUUAGCAGUGUAUUUUCCUCUGAAAAUGUAGUAGAAAAAGUAAAGAAUGAGGUUAUGGAUGCUGGUAGUGUAGAAGAGCAUCAUUGUAUAAAAGCUUCUUGCUCAUGUGAUAGUGCAGAGAGCCAUUGGAAAAAUGAAAUAGAAGAGCAAUUAGAUAUAAGCAAAGUAAGUGUUGAAAGUUGGACAGACUAUGAAAGAGGAGAUAAAAAAAAUGAUUCUGGAGUGGAUGCCAAUUCAAUUUCUAAUAAAAGUGCCUGUAAUCAUGAGGAUUAUGAAUUUAGUGAGGUGAGAACAGAAAAGGGAGAACAUGAUGGAAUUCAGUGCUACAAAUCAUACACAUUGAGGGAUAGUGUGGUUUUAAGGGAACAUUCUCCAAGUGAUAUUGAACAUUUUGAUAAAGCUGAUAGUCAAAGUGAAUCAGAUUUUGGGGACUUCAGUAAAGCAAAUGAUGAGGAUGAUGACCUUGAUUUUGCUGAUCUAAGGGAACAAGUGGAGAAUGGCACAUUUGGAACAGAGGAAGCUGUACAUUUAGCUGAUGAAGUUGGCAAAUUUUCUGAUACUCAUAUAAACAGUGAAAAUGAAGAUGAAUUUGGUGAUUUUAAUUCUUCAGCAUUUAUUGACAGUGAAUUUGGAGAUUUUGGUAGUGCAAAUGUUGGUGAUGAGUUCGGAGAUUUUGCUGUGCAUGAAGCAUGUGGUUCAUACACUAAUCAUGAUCUCAAGGGUGAAUUUGGUGACUUUGAUGAUCCUGAGGGUACAAGAGACUUUGGGAAUUUUACCAAAGCUGCUGGAUCAAAAGAGAGGGGCACAGGAGAUUUCAGCCCUUCAUGGAAGGAGAGCAACUUUGCAACUCCCUGCACAAGUAGCCCUGUUUUAAAAAAGGUUUGGAAAACUCAUACUUUUUUUCUAAUUUUUAAUGUAGGUUUAUAGAUACACUAUUUUCCUUAAUAUUUGAAAAACAUUUUAAAAAAUAUUCCUUUUCAAUUGAUGGUUCCUUUAACCCUUUCAGAGCCGGUACCAUACUUGUACGGCUUGAGAGCCGGGGUCAGAGCCGUACUUGUAUGCGUAAAUUCUAGCGCCUUCAAAUUGAGCGGAAGAAAGCUGGUAGGCCUACAUAUGAUAGAAUGGGUCUGUGUGGUCAGUGUGUGCAGUAUAAAAAAAAAAUCCCAAAGCUUGCAGUGCGUAACGAGAAAAAAACUCCAACCAUGUUUUUAAGAACAUAAGAACAUAAGAAUUGAUGAGGGAAAAAAGGUGAGUGGUGCGUUGAGGUAUAUGUGGAGUCAAAAAACGUUAUCUAUGGAGGCAAAGAAGGGAAUGUAUGAAAGUAUAGUAGUACCAACACUCUUAUAUGGGUGUGAAGCUUGGGUGGUAAAUGCAGCA